UUUUUCUGGAACUCUACUUCUCGUUCCUCCGUCGCCGCUUUUUCCAUUGCUGCCGUGUUCGUAAAAUAAAACUCGACGGCCAACCCCCACUUGAUAGCGUAUAAGCAAUAGAGAAGGAAGAAGAAGAAAGCAAGGGCCUUCUUUCUCGGAUCCAAAAUGGUUCCGAGGUGGUGACGCCGGCGGCGGUGGAUCGGCUCUUCCCCCAGAAGUUCUGUAAUUCCUCUUUCUCCUCGUUUCUUAUGGUUAUCUUCCCCUUAGAUGACUGAAUUUGGAAUCAGAAAGCAAUCAGAACAAAGUUUUAUAAGAGCUAGCCGGUGAUCCCUUUCUUCUCCAAUUCUGUUUCUUCGUUUCAGUUCAUGAAGGAAGUAAUUUGUCUGAACUGCGUGAAUAAGUUACUGUUUCCCCGUUCAUCCUUUGUCCAGUUCCUGUCGUGAACUUUUUAGUUAAAGAAAGCUCUUCAUUUGGGCAUUUUAGCGAACAUGCUUUGAGCAUAAAUAUUUGGUGUAUUUAUUUGAUUCUUACCACCGGCACAUUGUCGGCUUUUUCUUAUUGUUCUUUGUAACUGUCGUCGGGGAAAUUCGUGAUUUUUAAAUUUGUUUUCCCACCAUUGACGCUUGAUAUUUAAGACAGCCGAUUCGAGUUCUUCUGAAUCCCAUAAACAUAUGUAUUGUAAAGAUACUGGUGGAGAGUGCAAGAAGAGUGUUUGCUAGAAUGGCAGGUACUCCGGCUUUUGGUUUUAAAAAGUUAACAAACAAAAUCGGUGAAGGGUUUCUGAUUCCUGCUGGUAACAUGUUGAGAAAAAGCACUGGGUUUUCUUUUGAUUGGUUCUUCAUGGCCUCACAAAAGCGCACGAUGACAAAGAGUAGAAGGGUGCAAGAUCGCAGCAAGAAGAAGAGGGUGCAUGAUCUUGAGAUAGCCACAGAGCGGUGGAAGGUCCUUUCAAAAGUAUUAGCUGUGAUGGAGGCAUUGAAGAGAGAACCUGAACAAGUGAUACCACUUAAACGAUUGGAGCAGUAUCGGCAGCAGAUUAAUCUGAGUAAGCCACAUAAGGUUGCACAUUUUGUCCGCAAGUCCCCAAAGCUAUUUGAGCUGUACAGGGACAAGAAGGGAGUGAUAUGGUGUGGGCUAACUAAGGAAGCAGAGGAUCUUGUGGAAGAAGAGGCUAGGCUAUUGGAAGAGCAUUCAGAGAAAGCUGUUGAGCAUGUUACAAGGUUGUUGAUGAUGUCAGUGGAUAAGAGGCUUCCAGUUGAUAAAAUUACGCAUUUUAGACGAGAUUUUGGCCUUCCUUAUGAUUUCAGAAACAGAUGGAUCCAUAUGUUUCCAGAUCACUUCAAGGUUGUAAGAAUUGAGGAUGCUGAGUAUUUGCAGCUUGUUUCUUGGAGUCCCGCUUGGGCUGUUACAGAGCUAGAGAAAAAAGCUAUGGCAACAGGAACAAUCUCUGAUAUUCCUCCUGAACCUGGAGUUUUUUUCCUUCCUUUCCCAAUGAAAUUUCCUCCGAAUUACAAGAAGCUCUUUAGAUAUGGUGGUAAAAUUGAGCAUUUUCAGAAGAGGUUAUACUUGUCUCCAUAUGCUGAUGCUAAAGGGCUCUCACCUGGCUCACAAGAGUUUGAUAAGAGGGCUGUGGCAAUCAUGCAUGAGAUAUUGAGCUUUACGAUUGAAAAGCGGCUUGUUACAGACCACCUCACACACUUUCGACGUGAAUUUGUAAUGCCUCAGAAGCUAAUGAGGCUUCUUUUGAAGCACUUUGGCAUAUUUUAUGUAUCCGAAAGAGGGAAGCGUCUCAGUGUUUUUCUGACAGAAGCAUAUGAAGGUUCUGAGUUGAUUGAUAAAUGCCCCUUGGUUCUCUGGAAGGAGAAGGUCCUGAGGCUUACUGGUUACAGAGGAAAGAGAAAGAGAAUCAAGAGUUUUAAUGAGUUCUCUGAUGUUGAGGGUGCUGUAUUUGACGGUGACUUUGAUAAUCAAAGUACAUUUAUGAAUGUCGAGGAUGAUGAGAUUGAGGGUACCAUAGAUGAUGCUUCCCUUGCAGAUGAUUGUGAGAUGAAGUUAGGAGAGCUAUAUGAUUCUUAUAAAGAUUGAUCCAGUUGAGGCUGAGCAAUGGAUGGAUGCUGGCUGAGCUAUAUAUGAGGCCUCAAACAAGAACCACCAUGUAGCCUAUAUUGGAUGGGACACUUAUAUGGCAUGUCGAAAUUCUCAUAAUUAGAGAAUAAGGAGGUGUCUCAAGCCCUUGGAUGAUCCAUGCAACUUUCUGACCACCUUCAAGCCGAGCUUAUCAUAAAGAUGGUUGUCCAUUCUGCCCGCCAUAUCCAAUCAAAUGCCAUCACAGCCUGGAACGGUAGAUUACACUUCAUUCUCUCCAUAUACCCUUGUAAUAAAUUUAUGGUAGGUUGUUGGGGUUUGGUUUCAGAAAAGUAUUUAAUGGCUCUACGAGACUUAGCUCUACAUGAUUUCUGUUUUGAACGGUGAAGUCUAUUUAUUCAGACCAUGUGGGUGGAGAUCCAAAGUAGGAUCUAUGGGUCAUGAAACUAGAAAACUGACUUAAAUGACAAAGCUAUUGCGCAUUAA
Elaeis guineensis (African oil palm) is the source of this 2562-nucleotide messenger RNA. Its product is annotated as protein WHAT'S THIS FACTOR 1 homolog, chloroplastic. Gene Ontology annotation, molecular function: RNA binding. NCBI's taxonomy places the organism in Eukaryota, Viridiplantae, Streptophyta, Magnoliopsida, Arecales, Arecaceae. The record is from RefSeq and is a predicted model, not a curated record.